This is a messenger RNA of Cynocephalus volans (Philippine flying lemur), 1024 nucleotides long. RefSeq names its product FSHD region gene 1 (gene FRG1). Lineage: Eukaryota; Metazoa; Chordata; Mammalia; Dermoptera; Cynocephalidae. The record is from RefSeq and is a predicted model, not a curated record. The transcript is spliced from 9 exons. Gene Ontology annotation, cellular component: striated muscle dense body; catalytic step 2 spliceosome; nucleolus. The coding region runs from base 175 to 951 and encodes 258 amino acids. Gene Ontology annotation, molecular function: actin filament binding.
UUUUAUUUGGGACUCAAUAUUCGGGUGAAAAAGGCGAGGGACUCCGGAGGGACUUGUUCGCUCCGGCAGCUGCAUACGCUUUCAGGGGGUCCUUUUCCGCCCGUUCCUGCCCCCGUUGAGGUAUUUUGUCCCGAGCCGGGUCCCGUCUCUUUGUGCGGAAGCCUCCGCAGAACCAUGGCCGAAUACUCCUAUGUCAAGUCCACCAAACUCGUGCUCAAAGGAACCAAGACCAAGAGUAAGAAGAAAAAGAGCAAAGAUAAGAAGAGAAAGAGAGAAGAGGAUGAAGAAACCCAACUUGAUAUUGUUGGAAUCUGGUGGACAGUAACAAACUUUGGUGAAAUUUCAGGAACCAUAGCCAUUGAAAUGGAUAAAGGAACCUAUAUACAUGCACUUGACAAUGGUCUUUUUACACUGGGAGCUCCACAUAAAGAAGUUGAUGAGGGCCCUAGUCCUCCAGAGCAGUUUACUGCUGUCAAAUUGUCUGAUUCCAGAAUUGCCUUGAAAUCUGGCUAUGGAAAAUAUCUUGGUAUAAAUUCAGAUGGACUUGUCGUCGGGCGCUCGGAUGCAAUUGGACCAAGGGAACAGUGGGAACCAGUUUUUCAAGAUGGGAAAAUGGCUUUACUGGCCUCAAAUAGCUGCUUUAUUAGAUGCAAUGAAGCAGGUGAUAUAGAAGCAAAAAGUAAAACAGCAGGAGAAGAAGAAAUGAUAAAGAUUAGGUCCUGUGCUGAGAGAGAAAUCAAGAAAAAAGAUGACAUCCCAGAAGAAGACAAAGGAAAUGUAAAGCAGUGUGAAAUCAAUUAUGUAAAGAAAUUUCAGAGCUUCCAAGACCAUAAACUUAAAAUAAGUAAAGAAGACAGUAAAAUUCUUAAAAAGGCUCAGAAAGAUGGGUCUUUGCAUGAGAUGCUUUUGGACAGGAGAGCCAAACUGAAAGCUGAUAGAUACUGCAAAUAACCGGGAUUUUUGUUUCUGUCUUAUCUUUUUCUUUUUUCUGAAUAAAAUAUUCAGUGGAAGCACUUUUACAGAG